Messenger RNA from Syngnathus typhle (broad-nosed pipefish), 900 nucleotides. RefSeq names its product cysteine three histidine 1 (gene cth1). The transcript is spliced from 2 exons. Lineage: Eukaryota; Metazoa; Chordata; Actinopteri; Syngnathiformes; Syngnathidae. The record is from RefSeq and is a predicted model, not a curated record. The coding region runs from base 1 to 846 and encodes 281 amino acids. Gene Ontology annotation, molecular function: metal ion binding; mRNA binding.
AUGAUUGGGGUGAGCGGUGACUUGCUCCUUCCCACCGGCCAAGACGAGGAGCCGGUAGCCAACCUGCUGCUCUCCGGCGAAGAGGGGACCAGUGCGGACGGUGACGACGGCGCUCUUUCCCUGGCCCAGGCCCUCCUCCCCGUUUCUGACCCCCCGUUGCCCCAACUCCCGUGGGUGUGCUCCACCCGCUACAAGACGGAGCUCUGCGCUCGCUACGCCUCCACGGGCUCCUGCAAGUAUGCCGAGCGCUGCAGUUUCGCCCACGGCCUGCGCGACCUCCACGUGCCUUUUCGCCACCCCAAGUACAAGACGGAGCUGUGCCGCAGCUACCACUCGGCGGGCUACUGCUACUACGGGAGCCGCUGCCUCUUUGUCCACGGGGCGGCCGAGCAGCGGCCCGUUCCGCGCCGCGCCCGCCGGAACGUGCCCUGCCGCACUUACAGCAACUUUGGCAUCUGCCCCUACGGCACGCGCUGCAACUUCCUGCACGUGGAGGAGGCAAAGUGCGACAAGAGCGCCGCCAACCUCCAGCAGCGGGGGCGGUGGCGGCGGCGGGAAGCCUUCUGCCACACCUUCAGCGCUUUCGGCUUCUGCGUUUACGGCACGCGAUGCCACUUUCGGCACGCCGUCCCCAGCGCGGUGAAAAGCGCCGGCCCGAGCAGCGCCGGCCCGGCCUCGCCCGCUCUGGAGUCGCCGUCGGUGUCGCCCUCCGCCUCCCCGCGGCCCCGCAACGCCUUCACCUUCUCCAGCCAGGACCUGGGUGACCUGAUGCUCCCGCUGGCCUUGCAACUGCAGCAGAUGGAGAGCAACAAGGCCUGCAAUGUGUGGGAGCAAUAUCAAUUCUGAACUCUCCAAAAUGUUUUUGAAAGCGGAGUAGCUUUUAAAACGAUUUUUUUUUUU